This is a messenger RNA of Osmia bicornis bicornis, 4465 nucleotides long. RefSeq names its product fibroblast growth factor receptor homolog 1-like. NCBI's taxonomy places the organism in Eukaryota, Metazoa, Arthropoda, Insecta, Hymenoptera, Megachilidae. Gene Ontology annotation, biological process: multicellular organism development; positive regulation of kinase activity; fibroblast growth factor receptor signaling pathway. The record is from RefSeq and is a predicted model, not a curated record. Gene Ontology annotation, molecular function: ATP binding; fibroblast growth factor receptor activity. Bases 670 to 3156 code for a protein of 828 amino acids. The transcript is spliced from 11 exons. Gene Ontology annotation, cellular component: membrane; signaling receptor complex.
UUCCUCGAGCGCAUCCUCGAACGCGCUACUCUUCGUGUCAGUGUCGCGACGGCAGUCACAGCCAGUCAGUCAUCUUGGACCGGUGUCUCUUCGUCAUCGUCAAUGUAUCGUGAUCCCCGCAGCAGGAUCAGCGAGGGUGAUCUUUGCACCCUAUAGUGGCGAACCAGCGUACUCUUAAUUCUGGAUUAUAACAAGUGUGACUUUCGGUUGUUCAGUGAGUGUCUCACGGGGGUGGAACAGGUGCUUUCACGAAAAAAAGAAACAGAAUAUUUGGCGAAUAAAUUAUUGACAGUACUGUCAAAAGUGUUCGAGUUUGGUUCUCGUUGAGGAUGGAACGAGUACGGAACGAAGAGGAGGAGGAUUUAUAACGACGCUGUUUAGCUCGCCUGAAAUAACAGGAGGAAUGCGCGCGCGGUGAAUCAGCUUCCUCCGCGAGAGAAGCGAAUUUCCUGACGGCGAGCACGCGAUUCCAGGAUCGACGAGGAUCCUCGACAGCCGUAUCGUUGGAUCGACUGCAAGGGAUCGAGUGAGAAAAGCCAGAACCACCGACAACCCAGAUUCGGGAUCGUUACGACAAACGGCUCUUCUUGGAAGGAAAGGAGAUCGCGACUGAAAGUCACUAAUGCCGCGCCACUAGCUAUCUGUGUAUCUACUGUCGAAGAAGUCGGGAUGGCGAUCGCGAAAUGUCUGAUCUUUGGGAUACUACUGAUCCUGAAGAUCGAUCGAUCCAUCCAAGGACAAUUCGUACGAUUAGAUCUAGAUCAUCCCGAGGAGAUGACGGUACCGGUCGGUGAGAAACUGAUUCUACGAUGCUCUAUGAGCUCGAACUCAGAAACGUCCUGGUACAAGGGCGACAAGACCUUCCGGCCGUCGUCGCCUAGAAUACGGCUGAUGAAGCAGUCCUUGAGAUUCAAGUACGUCGAACCCGAAGACUCUGGCUCGUACGGUUGUCUGGUCGAAUCGAUCGGGAUGCUCGAAUGGAGGAACGUGACGAUACGAAUUGAGUCGUUACAGAACGAUGGCUACCAGCACGAAACCGAGAAACUGACUGCUCACAAACCCGAAGAGGAGACCAACGAAUUGGAAAUGGAACCGAGAAACCUGCCAGAGACGCGGUCGCUGCAUCUGGACAGCGACAACGUGGACAGCGAUCUUGAUAACGAUAAGAACGAGAACGAGACAGCUGGUGAACACAACAACACCGCUCCAGAACGAGCACCGUCGUUCAACAAAAGCGUCGAGAUGCCUAAUGUAGUGGUGAAACCAGCUGGAAAUAUGUUACGUCUCAGGUGUCCGAGCUUUGGCAAUCCAACGCCAAAUAUCACCUGGUUAAAGAACAACAAAGAACCGAAAAGGAAGCUCGGCGAACCGGUGAUCACCAAGUGGAUAUUCAGAUUGGAGGAUCUAGUACCUGAAGACAGUGGUAAUUACACCUGCGUCGUGUGCAAUUACCUGGGAUGCAUCAAUCGCACCUCCAAGGUUGAUAUUGUCGAGACCGUGAAACAUCGGCCAAUACUGACCAGGCCACCGAGAAACACGACCGUUCUGAUAGGAGACAACGUUACUAUGACCUGUGAGGUUCUAUCGGAUGCGCAUCGCCACCUCGAAUGGUAUCACGGUUAUCACACCUCUUUCGACACUGUCAACAAAACCAAUCAAAGUUUCCGGGUGGAGGUCAAGGCUGGAGGCGCAGAGAAUCCUGAAGUACUGAAGUUAUAUAAUGUAACUGAACAAGACGAAGGAUGGUACACUUGUAUCGCGCAAAAUGCCUUGGGAGAAACUUUCAGCAGUGCCUAUCUUCGAGUGGUCGAAACUCUGGAAGAACAGGGAAUGCCGAUAACAGCGAAACCACAGAUUCUCGUCAACGUCCUCGCGGCUGUUCUCUUCAUUUUCUUCGCCGUGGGCGUAGUGGUGGUCAUAUAUAUCUUCCACCGUUUAAAACGCGAGAAGAUGAAGAAAUUGCUGGCCAUUGAGACAGCGAGAGCCGCGGUUGUUACUCAAUGGACCAAAAAGGUGAUCGUCGAGAAACAGAAUCUGGUGAACGCUCAGAACGUUCAAGAACCCUUGCUGAUGCCUGUGGUGAAAAUCGAGAAACAAAAAUCAACCGUCGCCGCAGAGGAUAGCAACGGAGGAAGCAUUUCUGAAUACGAACUCCCGGUGGACAGUGCCUGGGAACUGUCCAGGGAACAUUUGAUCUUGGGAAACACUUUGGGAGAGGGUGCUUUUGGAAAAGUGGUCAGAGCGCAAACGAACACUGGCAAACCUGGAAUCCCUAACGUCGUCGCUGUAAAAAUGCUGAAAGAGGGCCACACAGACGCCGAGAUGAUGGACUUGGUUUCCGAAAUGGAGAUGAUGAAGAUGAUCGGUAAACACGUGAACAUCAUCAAUCUGCUAGGCGCGUGUACACAAGGAGGACCGUUAUACGUUGUCGUGGAAUUCGCGCCACACGGCAAUUUACGAGACUUCCUUCGUGAUCACAGACCAUCGUCAGGAUACGAACCAACGAUCGGCCAAGAGCAGAAGGAGAAAAAAACGCUCACGCAAAAGGACUUGGUGUCGUUCGCGUACCAAGUAGCCAGGGGUAUGGAAUACUUGGCUAGCAGAAGAUGUAUUCAUAGGGAUUUGGCGGCCAGGAACGUCCUGGUCAGCGACGAAUACGUGUUGAAGAUCGCGGACUUUGGACUCGCCAGGGAUAUCCACUGUCACGACUAUUACAGGAAAACGACAGACGGAAGACUUCCGGUUAAAUGGAUGGCGCCCGAGGCUUUGUUUCAUCGGGUCUAUACCACUCAGUCCGACGUAUGGUCGUACGGAAUUCUGUUGUGGGAGAUCAUGACAUUGGGUGGCACCCCUUAUCCGUCCGUACCGUCCGUGGAAAAAUUGUUCCAGUUACUAAGGACUGGACACCGAAUGGAAAAACCACCGUGUUGUUCCAUAGAAAUAUACAUGUUGAUGAGAGACUGCUGGAGCUAUCAGCCCAACGAGAGACCAAUGUUUGGGGAACUGGUAGAAGAUCUCGAUAGGAUAUUGACGAUAACUGCGAACGAAGAAUAUUUGGACCUUGGUCUUCCGCAAUUAGAUACACCGCCUUCCAGUCAAGAGUCCAGCGACGCGGACGACGACGGGAGUGAAGAAAACUUUCCAUACCUCCUGUGAGGAUGAUUUCAAUGCCCAUUGAAACGUUCAACGAGAAUAACGAAUAAAAACGAAGCGAAAAAGAAAAAUAAUAAAAAAGAAAAAAAAAAAUGAAACGAAGGAAAAGCUCCGAGGUAUGGAAGUCGAUCGACUGACCUAACGAACACGCCAAAUAAUAUAAAUCAGUAUUGACCUGUUAGCGCGUAUCCUGUAGUGUUAAGGAAGAUGAUAGGAAGAACGAUUAUCAAGAAAACGGAACUCGAGGCCUUCGAAGAGACUGAUCUUCAUACGGAGAAAACACUGUAUUUAUUUUCCUGUUAUCCUGUAGUAUCCCGACGAUCUUUCAAACGUUGGAACAUUUUCACCUUCGCAAUGAUAUCGUGAUUCGUUCGAUCAACACAUUGAACACUUUAGUGCGUCAACGAACAAUAUUGUUUUCGAAUAGAGAAGAAGAAUAACCCAAAGCGUUUCAACGUCGUCGAAUUUUGUACAUGUUUAUUACCGUGCCAUUAACAAGUGCCUUGGGAAGAAUGUGAGAAGCUUAGGCAAUUUUCAGCCAGGGCUUUUGUUACCCAGGGAUAGAGGAAUGGGAAGAGAUAAUUUACACAGGAAAUCGAUUCAUCUCGAUGCGAAACGUGUUUGUAACUAGUCAAUUGAUACAGUUUUACGUUUCUCUGUAAUAUAUAGUAGUAAACGAUAAAUCGUAUACAAAGUUAAGUGUUUAUACGCGAAAAAGGACAUUGAACCGCGAGUUUUCGCGCAUUUUUGAAGAUUUUUACGUGGGGGAAGAGCUCAUUUGGCUCACGCGAUAUCGCGUGCUUGCUUGUCUAACGUUAAAUAUCUGAUCGCGCGAGAUUUGCAAAGUUUCUCCAAUCAUUAAUCGUCCAAGUCCGAUGUACACAAAAUGUGAAAGAUGUAUAAAUGAUACAUGCGAGGAGUGGCGUUUAGUCGUAGAUAAUUUAUUUCUUGUAUAUUGUUACUUAGGGCCUGUUUAGGGAUUCAUUCUCUGUUUUAUUUUUCUCCUUUCUUUCUUUUUUGUAUCAACGUCAAGCGGAAUAAUGUAUGUGUAAAAUAAAGAAACAAAAGGACACACCACGUUGAUUUAACGAGAGUAUAUAAACGCGCGUUCGUAGAGUCGGAAAACUUUGUAUAUAGCGGCGAUGAUUGUUUAUUUAAAAAAUGUUUCUCCUGUUACCCGACACACCUAAAGGUAGCCAGUAAAUCAGCAUUUACCAAGGUAGGAUCGUAUGUAUAGUCUGCGCAAAUAUUGGAUUAUUAUUGUAACGUGAGUUUCAUCUCGAAUAAAUCACUGGAAACUGUACCCACAUUA